Messenger RNA from Charadrius vociferus (killdeer), 3072 nucleotides. It is a transcript of the gene FBH1, whose product is annotated as F-box protein, helicase, 18. Gene Ontology annotation, cellular component: nucleus. Bases 1 to 3072 code for a protein of 1023 amino acids. Gene Ontology annotation, biological process: replication fork processing; double-strand break repair via homologous recombination. NCBI's taxonomy places the organism in Eukaryota, Metazoa, Chordata, Aves, Charadriiformes, Charadriidae. The transcript is spliced from 20 exons. The record is from RefSeq and is a predicted model, not a curated record. Gene Ontology annotation, molecular function: hydrolase activity; DNA binding; 3'-5' DNA helicase activity.
AUGAAGGGAUUCAAGAAAACGCACCUUACAGUUGAUGACUGCGAAGCUCUGGCACGGAGCACAGAAGGUUCAUCCCCCCUGACGCAGCCAUUGAGUCAAAGAAAAAGUAGAUCAGAUGUAAACAGGGGCCUCUACCCCACCCACCGGACAAGGAGACAUCAAGGAGGCCAAGGUCAGCAGAAGAACAUCACUGAUUACUUCAGGAUCUCUCAGAUACAACAAGUAGGUGCUGGUGGGACGAAGAGCAGUAGAAUCAAAGAAGAGCUACCAGAUCCCAUCUUCACUGACCCUGAUGAUUCCUUCAGCGAUGCCUCCACUGUGGUGGAGAUCAGCAGCGAUUCCUGCUCUUUUCUGGAGGAUGAGGACCUUGCACCUCCUCCCAGGGAAAGCUCCAGAAAACGGCCUCUGUCCACUGCAGCUGCAGGUGUUUGCAAGCCAGAGCAUGAUUUGUGGGGUGAGCCUGAGAAGAAGCCAAUGGUGCUUCAUCCAGAACACAGCCAGAUCAAGCAGGAACUUGACGAUAUGGAAAUUGAACCGGUCCCUGAUGCACACUACGGACUCCUGGGGACUCGGAACUGGGAAUUGCCUCAGGGAAGUAUUGACGAGCUGCCUGUUGAAGUCCUGAGGCACAUCUUUGCUUUCCUACCAGUGACUGAUUUGUAUCAGAACCUGAGCCUGGUGUGUCGCUGCUGGAGGGCGAUAGUCAGUGAUCCACUGUUCAUUCCUUGGAAAAAGCUGUACCACCAGUACGUAAUGAAGGAGGCCAUGGCCCUGCACAGAGUUGCACAGAUCUUGCAGGUUUUCGCCAUAACAAAGGAGCAGGAAGAGUGUGUUUUGGGGCUGAUCAGGUGCGUGUCUGCCAUAUCCACCGGACGGAAGGUAGAUCCCAGUGUGGUUCUCCGGUGUUUGAGGAGUCAUCAUCUCUUCUUAAAGGCUGAAGUCUGCAUCACCAACAAACUGCCGCAUUUACAGAGCAGGGCGGGGCUUGAGAACAUGUGGGCCAUAAUCACAGUCAUGGUGCUUUUCUCUGAUGGUGUCAGCGACAUCCAAAAGCUGAUGGCAUGUCUACAGAGACCCGACUCUACCCUCUCUGUUGUGGACGUGACUGAGACACUUUACUGCAUAGCCACGCUGCUGUACGCAAUGAGGGACAGGAACAUUGCGAUCACUAACAGGAUCCAUUACAAUAUUUUCUACUGCUUGUAUCUGAUGGAAAAUACUUCUGUAACUCUGCAGACAGUAGAAGAGGAAACACUGGCGGCACGCUGCAGACAAGACUUCUGGUCUGGUAGCUGGCCUGAAGUAAAGCUGACCCACGAACAGCAAAGGAUUUUGAAUCACAAAAUUGAGCAUGGUCAAAUAGUGAAAAUUAUGGCAUUUGCAGGUACAGGAAAAACCUCAACCUUGGUGAAGUAUGCAGAGAAGUUUGCUGAUCUGAAUUUCCUUUAUGUGACAUUUAACAAAGCUGUCGCAGAGAGGGGGAAAAGCGUCUUCCCGAGAAACGUUACGUGCAAGACUUUCCAUUCGUUGGCAUUUGGAAGUGUCGGCAAGCACUAUAAAGAAAAAGGCAAGUUAAACUUCUCCAAGAUGUCAGUUUACGCCAUCAGUUCGCUUAUCCAGAACCGCGAGGGACAAUCUCUGUUCAUAAGAGGGAAAACAGUCUCACAGACCCUUGAAAACUUUUUUGCCUCUUCAGAUGAAGAGAUCUGUGAGGAGCACACUCCUAUUUGGUUCAAAAAUACUCAUGGCGAGAGAAAACUUGUCAGUCAAGUAGAAAAGAAAAUCAAUGUGGAAGAGGCAAAAGAGAUAUGGCGCAACAUGAAGAAGCUGGACGGAGACGUAGAGAAGAAAUACAAGAUGACUUCUGAUGGGUAUUUGAAACUUUGGCAGCUCAGCAAGCCUCAGCUCUUAGGGUAUGAUGCCAUUUUUGUCGAUGAAGCACAGGACUGCACGCCAGCCAUCGUGGAUAUUGUGCUGUCACAAAAAUGUGGCAUAAUCCUCGUAGGAGACCCUCACCAGCAGAUCUAUACCUUCCGAGGCGCUGUCAAUACCCUCUACUCGGUGCUUCACACCCAUGUCUACUACCUCACACAGAGCUUCAGAUUUGGUCCUGAAAUAGCUUAUGUUGGAGCAACCAUCCUGGAUGUCUGCAAGAGCAUCAGGAAUAAGACAUUAGUGGGUGGAAACCAAAAAGGUGAUGUGAGAGGCAGCAUGGAAGGGAAGAUAACAGUCUUAUCACGAAGCAAUUUUAACGUGUUCGAGGAUGCUGUGAAACUUACUGGAAGAGAGAAACUGAUUAAAAUACACGUGAUUGGGGGGCUUGCCCGUUUUGGCCUGAGCAGAAUUCAUGAUAUUUGGAAACUCAGUCAACCCGCAGAUGAACGGAAAAAAGCGAACCUUGUUAUAAAUGACUCCUUUAUCAAAAGAUGGGAAGAGACUCAGGGCUUCUUUGGUUUAAAGGAAUAUGCCGAGCGCAUCGAUGACAAAGACCUGGAAGUGAAGAUUGCGAUAGUGGAGAAAUACAAAGAGCGGAUCCCUGAGCUGGUGCAGAAGAUUGAGAGCAGCCAUGUGUCACAAGAAGCCAUGGCAGAUUACCUAAUAGGUACUGUCCAUCAAGCCAAAGGGCUGGAGUUUGACACGGUGCUGAUUGCAGAUGACUUUGUGAAUGUACCGUGUCCCAGUGGCGAUUACCAGAGAAGAACUAACUUCAGUAUUGGCAUGUACCCUGAGGAUGAAUGGAACCUGCUCUAUGUCGCAGUGACACGUGCGAAGAAGUAUUUGCUGAUGUCAAAGUCCCUGGAGCACCUUUUAGCAUUGGCUGGGGAGCGUUUCCUUCGGGUGGAGCUGAUGAGCGAGGCUGCGAAGGACGGGGCCGCCAUCGCCUGUUCGGUGCCACAGUGUAGGGGAACACUGCAGUGCAGCUCCCCGCUGGUUGUGAAGAAACUCCCUUUGACUCACAGCAAUGGCAGCAAGGAUGCAGGUGGUUACCUUUGCCACGCUUGCACACAGCAGCGCUUCGGCUCUCUGACACCACUGACCUUUUUCCCAGUGCUUCAGGAACAGCCCGUCUAG